Messenger RNA from Penicillium brasilianum, 1971 nucleotides. The record is from the annotation of a GenBank genome assembly. Lineage: Eukaryota; Fungi; Ascomycota; Eurotiomycetes; Eurotiales; Aspergillaceae.
AUGGAAAAAAUGGACAGUCUUGUUGAGCGAGCGCGGGACCUCACGCUGCGUCAGAUCAAAGAGCAUCGUGUGGACAAACUGCACGAGACGGUAGACUCUCAUAUUCAGAAGAUCUACCAAGCCAUCUGUGCGUCAGAGGCGUCGAAGAAGGACUUUCUCAACUCGGUUCAAAACGAGUCAGGUCCCAAUGGACAGCCAAUUACGGAGAGUCUGGCCUCCUUGGACGCCUUUCGAGCGUACAUGAAAGAUGCCGAUUCUAGCGCUGAAACACCUAGGAAAGAUCUGGAUGUGUCUGCUCCCAUCUCGGAUUAUUUUGUCUCUUCGAGCCAUAACACCUACUUGACGGGUAACCAGCUAUAUAGCGAUGCCGCUGCCAGUGCAUACACUUCUGUCCUUCUUCGUGGGUGCCGCUCUGUUGAGAUUGAUGUCUGGGACGGAGAGCCAAAUGAGUCAGACUCGAGUGACAGUGAAUCAAGCAGCGAUAGCAGCAGCGACUCCGACAAUGGAAAGGGCGGGUUGUCGAGUACCAAAAUCAAAGAGAAGACCAAGUCCAGAACCGAAGCCAUACAGCAGAAAUCCAAGGGACUAUCAAAAUCAGUGUCGACAAGACUGGGCGAUGCCCUGCGCCGCAAAACGACCAAGAAGCCCGAUCCAACUCCUUCCACGGUUGUGGCAGACGAUGCAAAGACCCCCAAGGAUGGAUUUGUGGUAGAGCCUAGAGUCCUCCAUGGACAUACGCUGACCAAGGGGACGUCAUUCCGUGAGAUCUGCUACGCCAUCCGUGACAGCGCCUUCGUCAGUAGUGAUCUGCCAGUGAUUGUCAGCUUUGAAGUGCAUUGUUGUUUAGAGCAACAGCAAAUUAUGGUUGAUAUCAUGCGAGAUGCUUGGAAAGGGCUUCUGGUUGAGGUUUCACCUGACCUGGCAGCUGACAAGCUACCAAAGUUGGCUGACCUGAAGAGGAAGAUCCUGAUUAAAACCAAAAACAUUCCCUUAACCACCCCGGAAGCAGGCAAUGAAACAUCUGAAGCGACUACCCCAGAGGAGCCCGUCCAGGAAUUUGUUCACGAACCUGUUCAGGAACCUGUCCAGCAAACUGCUGCCGCUCAGCAGCAAAAACCGGCAAAACCAACCAAGAUUCUUGAAGCUCUAGCGAAGAUGGCCAUUUACACCCGAGCGUAUCACUUCAAUCAUUUCGACCAGCCGGAGGCCAAGGUCCCAGGACAUAUCUUCUCACUCUCCGAAAGAGCAUGCCGUGAGGCUCACCUCAAUGAUCGCGAAAGACUCUUUGAGCACAACCGCUCAUCGCUCAUGCGCAUUUACCCUUUCGCCUUCCGUGUGAAUUCAUCAAACCUCGACCCAGCUUUCUGCUGGCGACGAGGUGCUCAACUCGUAGCUCUUAACUGGCAAAACGUGGACAAAGGUAUGAUGCUUAAUCACGGCAUGUUCGCCGGCACGGCAGGUUGGGUAUUGAAGCCAGACGGAUAUCGAAGCUCGGAACCUUCUUCCGAUCUCAUUCACCGUCAUACCCUAAACUUGGUUUUGGAGGUCUUUGCUGCACAGAAUCUAUCAUUGCCGCCUGAUGGAAGCAAGGAGAAAGGAUUCAAACCCUACGUGAACUGCCAACUGCAUGUUGAGGAACCCGAUGGGCCGGUCGCUGCUGGUCAAGACGAUGCCAGCUCCGACUCUGAGAAGAGCAGCUUCCGCCGCUGUACCAAAAGCUCGUCUGGUGUCAACCCCGAUUUCAAGGGGCAGAAGCUGGUCUUCCCAACCGUGACAGGGGCGGUGGAGGAGCUAAGUUUCGUUCGGUUCAAAAUCAAGGACGAUGAAAUCGGCCGUGACUCGUUGGCUGCGUGGGCUUGCAUUCGGCUUGAUCGAUUGCGUGAAGGAUAUCGAUUUGUUCACCUUUACGACUGUACCGGGGAAAAGAGAGGGGGUGUCCUGUUGGUCCGUGUUACGAAGCAGGCUUCGUGA